Messenger RNA from Exserohilum turcica Et28A, 891 nucleotides. RefSeq lists its product as uncharacterized. Lineage: Eukaryota; Fungi; Ascomycota; Dothideomycetes; Pleosporales; Pleosporaceae. The record is from RefSeq and is a predicted model, not a curated record. The transcript is spliced from 2 exons. Bases 1 to 891 code for a protein of 296 amino acids. Gene Ontology annotation, molecular function: GTPase activity.
AUGGCCGCCACCGCCCGCGCGGCAGAAAAGUGUCCCGGCCCCGCCGGCGCGGGCAAGUCGACCUUCUGCACCGCCCUCAUCCAGCACCUCCAGAACAUCAAGCGCCCCUGCUUCUACGUCAACCUCGACCCGGCCGCCGAGGACUUUGCCUUUGAGCCGGACCUCGACAUCAAGGACCUCAUCAGCCUCGAGGAUGUCAUGGACGAGAUGAGCCUGGGGCCCAACGGCGGCCUCAUCUACUGCUUCGAAUUCCUCAUGGAAAACCUCGACUGGCUCACCGACCCGCUCGAGGAAGUUACCGACGACUACCUGAUCGUCUUCGACAUGCCCGGCCAGAUUGAGCUCUACACCCAUGUGCCCAUCCUGCCCGGCCUCGUCAAGCACCUCAUGUCGGGCUCGCUCAACAUGCGCAUGUGUGCCGCCUACCUGCUCGAAGCCACCUUUGUCAUCGACCGUCCCAAGUUCUUCUCCGGCACCCUGUCUGCCAUGAGCGCCAUGAUGAUGCUAGAAAUGCCGCACAUCAACAUACUGAGCAAGAUGGAUCUGGUCAAGGGGCAGGUGGCCAAGCGCGACCUGAAGCGUUUCAUAGACGUCGACGCAGACUUGAUCGAAGACGACCCCGCCCGCAAGAAGAUGUCGCCUGAAGAAGAGCGAAAAUACCGCGAUCCAGCGUCCAAGGAGAGUCUCAUGAGCGGCUCCUCGUUCCACAAGCUCAACAAAGCCGUCGCCGAGCUGAUUGACGGCUUCAGCAUGGUUUCCUUCCUCAAGCUCGAUGUGCAGGACGAGGACAGUCUCGGCGCGGUACUGAGCUACAUUGACGACGCCAUACAAUUCCACGAGUCACAAGAGCCCAAGGAGCCCAGGGAUGUCGAGCCCGAAGCGGACAUGUAG